Molecule: messenger RNA, 3255 nt
Organism: Cladocopium goreaui
Lineage: Eukaryota; Dinophyceae; Suessiales; Symbiodiniaceae
Source: the annotation of a GenBank genome assembly
AUGGCUGAAGAUGACAAGGGAUAUGGACCUUGGAGCAGGGUUCCGGUUUGGGAUGGUUCGCCGUUGACGUGGCGACGCUUCAGAAGGGAUGUUACCUGGUGGCUGAGCAGUUUGGACCUUUCGAAGACGACUGGAUAUAACCUGGCAGCCAGGUUCCUUCUGAGGCAGGAUGGCAUUGCUCGUCAGAGAGGUGAAGAAUUUUUGCCAGAAGAGCUUGCAUAUGUUCCACCGGCGAAGUUGGUGGACCCCGACAAUGGAGAGGAGAUGGAUGAUCCAGAUGCGGUGCCUGACUAUUUAGUGGGUGUCAACAAGUUGAUGAGAGCCUGGGAGGAAAUGAACGGGCGAACCGCCCUGGACAAAAGGGGCGAAUUGCGCCAGGCCUUUUACAUGGACUUGACUCGGAAAGCUGGAGAACGAGUGAGUGAGUUUUGCACUCGCUACAGAUCCCUGGUAGCUGACCUGAAGGGCGAAGGCGUUUUGAUUGGAGAUGCUGAGUUGGGGUGGUGGCUGAGACAGAAGAUGGGACUGGACCCAUUGCGAAAGCAGCUUUUGGAUACAGCACUUCAAGGAAGUGAGGACUAUGGCACCAUUGAAGCAGAGAUCUUGAGGUUGUUUCGAGAUCUCCAUGACAAUGACCCUUUGUAUCGCAGGAUGGAGAACCGACAGCCUUUGACCAUCCGGCGAAUGUUUGGUGCACGUUCCUCUCCCUCUACGUCCUCAGCUCCAUCAACCUUCUCUCGUAUGACCUCAGCGUCCUCCAUGAAUAGACCUUCCUCUUUGAAGUCCUCUUCUCACCCCCGUCAAGCCAAUGUGACCGAGAAUGUUGACGAAGAUGCGGAUGCAGACGCCGAAGUUCCGGCGGGUGAGUCGCCUGAUGGAAAUGAUGAUGCAGGUGGCCAGACGUUGGAAGAAAUCCUACAGACUGAGGCUGAAGUGUUGGCAGCCGAACUCCAUGAAGCUGAGCAAGAAGGUGUGGAUCCCCAAGUUUUAGAUAACUUGGAAUCUGGCAUAGAACAGGCGGCGGAGACCCUGGUGACCAUGCGUGAAGCCAGGCAACAGCUGCAAUCUGUGCGAAAGGAUCGUGGAUAUGGGAAGUCUGAUGGAUCCAGCUUCAAGCAUAGCGGAAGUUCUCAAGCAGCUAGCCGAAAGGCCUCAGGAAAAUUUCCUUGCUAUGACUGCGGAGAGAGCGGUCACUGGGCAGGGGACUCCAUUUGCAAGAAGCCUGGUCAAGGCCUUGGUCGAAAGAAACCUGACAUUUCCAAGAAGCCGAUGCGACAGGUUCGUGUUGCCGAACAUGAUGGCAGUUCGAGCCCACAUGCUGCGCCGAAUGUUCAUGGUGCCAAUGUGGUGGAGCAUGCGCUCCCAGCCCACGAUGUGCUUGUGACUGAAGCGUUGCUGAGUGGAAAGACUGCUAUGUGCGGGCCGGUGCAUGGAUCUGAAGCUCUCAACUUGGAGCAAGCCCUCACCCAAUCUGUUUCUCAGGGUAUUCCCACGGCCAAAGCUUCUGAUGUUCUUCCCCCAGACAAAGAAUUGGUAGGAGCACUGGAUUCAGCAUGUAAUAGAACGUGUGCGGGACCUGAUUGGUUGCGAGGGUAUUUAUUGAAACUGCAGCAAGCCCCCAAUCACAUCAAGGACCUUGUGCAGAUGCAUGCAGAGUCAGAGAAUUUUCGUUUUGGAAACAGUGGUGUUGUGCUUUCUCUUCAGCGAUGGCGUCUUCCAGCUCUCAUAGGGGAAACUUUGAUUUUGGUUUGGAUUUCUAUGGUUCCAGUGAGCACUUUGGGAUGUUUAAUUGGACGAGAUCUACUAGAAUCUAUUGGGGCUGUUUUGGACUUCCACAAGCGCACUCUCACUUGCAACCACAUCGCUUCUGGUGUCUUGCAGCUGCGUCAAAUGGUGGCAGGUCAUUUUCUCCUCGAAUUGCUGCCGAGCGGGGAUGCCUGCUGGAGUGCGCCAGCCCAGGAACCGGGAAAGUGGCGAAAAUGUGGUCAAGAUGGUGUUGUUGAACUUUGGAUGUCUAGGCUACAGUGGGUUCAAUAUCAACUUCAUCGCAAACCUUUUCUGAAGUUCAAAGAGACAGAGCAUUUGCUAGUGGAGUCAAGUUUGCAAGCAUGUCGUUUUGUUUUGGAUGUGAGUCCUGCAGAGUUGCCGUGCACUUCUCAACCUUCAUCAUUGAAUUUGACUUCGGCUCGAGUUCCUUUGAAGAAGCGGCGAUUGCGACGCGCUCGAACCCAUGCAAGUCGUCGACAGUCCCUCGACCUUGGUGUUGGGACGAUGGCAGCGGCUGGUGAGUCGCAUGGUGCAUCGCCGCGCAUGGCACGACAACGGGCUCCUGCUUUGGGUCUUACAAAGGCCUUACUUGCGGGCUGGGCAUUGCAAGUCGAAUCUAUGCAGAAUCAGAAGACUUGGCCUGCUGCUCACCUGCGAAGGGCACUGAGGAAGAUGGAUGCUUCAGUUCUUUCGGAAUGCCUGUGGCUUCGCGAUCGAAUUGGCUUUCGCUUGGCCUUCCUGGAGGAUCCUAUGAUUGGCAACAUCUUGAUGAUCCAAGGCUUUCGUGGUCAGAAGUCAGCAAUACACCGCGAAGCCAUGAAACACACCCAGGAGAUGGCGGAGAAACAGCGGAAGUCAGGCAAGGAGACGGAGCACACCAAGGACUUGAUUGGUCCCAGAGGUGGAUUACCCACCUUGAAGAAGGACUUGGUGGCCCUGGCAACGCUGCUGCACUUGCCAGUGGGAGAGAAGGACACGGUGGAUAUCCUCAAAGACAAGAUCCGUGGCCCCCUGGCGACAGUGGUUGGAAGUUUGAAGGACCGCGACAAGCGUUCCAGAGCCUCCCAAGAUGCUUCCAAGGAAGAGUCCAUGAAGCCUGUGUCACCACCACUGGUGAAGGCGAAGGCGCCGUGUCCACAACCAAGCCAUGCUUCAGCACCUUCCGAAGCAGUUGGCGCCACCGAGAUUGCAGCCUUGGAAGCACGACUUCAUCAAAGCAUCGAACGCCAAGACCAACGCGUUCAAGAGAUGCUGAAGCAGCUGGUGGAUUUGAUGCAGCUGAAUCCUCUAGCCCUCCAGGGCAUGCCGGCCAAUUGGACUUUGGGCCCCAUGCCAGCAACUCCAGACUUCCAGAUGGAGGACGAGGAUGCCAUCGAUCAGACAGCCCGCGAGAUGGGAGUCACCAGAGAAGAAGUCCUUCAGCUGAAUGCCGAGCACAUGGUGGAAUUGGCGGAGGAACAGUUGAAGGGUGGCCCCAGCGAGCGUUGA